CUUUUAUUCUUUCCGUCUCUUCACUUUCAGUAGAUCCAAACAAUACUAUACUACUACUAUUAUCUAAAGAGAAACAAGAAACAGCGGCGAAGCACGUCUCCGACCAAAACACAAAUUGGUGUUUUAAACUGAUAAGAAAUGGCACUCAGUUUUCCCUUGUCAUCUUUCAUUUCACCAAUCAAAGAUACAAACUUCAACUUCCCCAAUUCAUUUUCUCUUUACAAGUACAAACCCACCAAAAAUAUCUUCAAUUUCUCAAACCCCUCUUUGCAGGUUGGUUAUUCUAGAGUAACAAGAGUUCAAGUACUCAAAUCUGAUGGUGCUGGUUCCAACAGAAGAGGGCGAGAACGAUAUAGUGACAGUGAUAGUGACGAUGAAGAUGAAGAUGAUGCACCCUCUCCCUCCAAAGAAAAUGACCCUUAUGCUAUGAAUCUUGAAGAGAGACAAGAAUGGAGAAGAAAAAUUAGACAGGUUAUGGAUAAGAAACCUGAUAUUCAAGAAGUUGUAGAUAAUGAUGAAAAGAAGAAGAAAAUGGAAAAGCUUAUCAAUGAUUAUGGCCUUGUUGUGGAAGAGGAAGAUCCUAAUUGGCCUGAAGAUGCUGAUGGUUGGGGAUUCAGUUUCGGACAGUUUUUCGACAAGAUUACUGUCCAAAAUAAAAAGAAGGAAGAUAAUGAUGAUGUCGAGGACGACAAUGAUGUUGAUGAUGAUAAGCCAAUAGUGUGGCAAGAUGACAAUUACAUUCGUCCUAUCAAAGACAUUAAGGCUGCAGAAUGGGAGGAAACUGUAUUCAAAGACAUAAGUCCCUUGAUUAUUCUCGUGCAUAAUCGUUAUAAAAGGCCAAAGGACAAUGAAAGAAUUCGAGAUGAACUAGAGAAAGCUGUGCAUAUCAUAUGGAACUGCAGAUUACCCUCUCCAAGAUGUGUCGCACUUGAUGCUGUUGUUGAGACUGAACUAGUUGCUGCACUUAAAGUAUCGGUUUUCCCAGAAGUUAUCUUUACUAAAGCAGGGAAGAUUUUAUUCCGUGAUAAAGCAAUUCGAAGUGGAGAUGAGUGGUCAAAGAUCAUGGCCUUCUUUUACUACCGAGGAGCCAAACCACCGUGUUUGACUAACAUUCCAGAUUUCCAGGAAAAUAUUCCUUCUUUUACCAUUGGUAAUCGAGUGUCCUGAAAAAUUGAAGAGCUCAAAGUUUCUAUCAAGCCAUAUUGCUGAAGUAUUUCCAUUUAACAAUGCCUUUUACAUUCUGCCAUUGUGUAAGAUAAGCAAGGGAAAUGAAUGCAUAGCUCCAUCCAUCAACUGCAUGCAAUAUGAUAACAUAACUGCCACAAAAUCCUUACGGCCGACUGUUUGAUGUAUUACCAUGGCAUGGAAGUCAUCAUAUUCAUAGGGAAUGAGCUUUAUAUAGGUUUGAUCUGUUGGAAUAAUAGAAAAAUGGAACUGGAAGAUGAGCCCUGUGUAUAUUUAGAAGGUAUAGAGAUUAUUUGUAGUAGACUCACUUAAGAUUUGCAAUUCAAGUAAUGUCAUCAGUGAGCAUAAAAUGUUUUGUAUGAUUUUAUGGUGGUGACUGCUAGAGGCAUAAGCAGGUUGUACCAAGUAGUGUGAUGCUUUGUUUUUGUCUUCUUUUUUUGUGAACCUGUAAUAUUGUUAUAUUAUCGGAAAACAAAGAAAACUCAGAGAUGUUUGAUACCAA
Molecule: messenger RNA, 1687 nt
Organism: Trifolium pratense (red clover)
Lineage: Eukaryota; Viridiplantae; Streptophyta; Magnoliopsida; Fabales; Fabaceae
Product: thioredoxin-like fold domain-containing protein MRL7L, chloroplastic
Exons: 6
Coding region: 139-1167 (342 amino acids)
Biological process (GO): chloroplast organization; regulation of DNA-templated transcription
Cellular component (GO): chloroplast stroma
Source: RefSeq, a predicted model, not a curated record